Morone saxatilis (striped sea-bass) is the source of this 6080-nucleotide messenger RNA. It is a transcript of the gene zc3h13, whose product is annotated as zinc finger CCCH-type containing 13. The transcript is spliced from 21 exons. The record is from RefSeq and is a predicted model, not a curated record. The coding region runs from base 168 to 5645 and encodes 1825 amino acids. Gene Ontology annotation, molecular function: metal ion binding. Gene Ontology annotation, cellular component: RNA N6-methyladenosine methyltransferase complex. Lineage: Eukaryota; Metazoa; Chordata; Actinopteri; Moronidae.
CGAAGAAGAAGAGGAGCUACGACGCGCACCCUCCGCCACUAUGAAGGCACCGAGGGCAGUUUGUGCCUCUGACUUUAAAGAAUAAGCCUUGUUAUUUCUACAAGUGCUGAAGCCACUAACUGGACUAAAGUAGAUGCCACACCGAAUCAGUAUCUUGGUCCUGCAGAAUGUCCAAGAUCAGGCGGAAGGUAACAGUGGAGAAUUCAAAAACCAUAUCUGACAGCAGCAGCAGCAGCAGCACCACGACCAGCAGCACCAGCAACCCCGCCGCCCCCUCCCGCCGGCCCAGUGUGUUUGAGAGACUCGGCCCCAGCACUGGGAGUAAUGCUGCUGAUAGUCACUGUAGAAAUUGGCUGAAGACCGGUAAUUGCAGUUACGGCAACACUUGUCGCUACACACAUGGAACUCAGCCACGAGGCAAAGGAUUUAGCUUCAGUCGGUCAGCCGAGAGACCCACAGGUGAUCUGCGGGAGAGGAUGAAGAAUAAAAGACAGGAUGUUGACCCAGAAAACCUGAAGCGAGACCUAGACGAGCCCACAUCCCCCCCAGCGAGACAGAGAGACUCCUCCAGAGGCCGACACAGGGAGAAGGAGGAUAUAAAGAUCACAAAGGAGCGCACCCCAGCCAGUGAAGAAGAGCCCACAGAGUGGGAAGCCAAUCGUGAAGACUCAGAUAUUGGUGACUACGAUUACGAGUUAUCCCUAGAGAUGAAGCGCCAGAAGAUUCAACGUGAGCUGAUGAUACUGGAGCAGGAGAAUUUGGAAAAGAGGGAGGAGAUUGUCAUCAAGAAAGACGAGGUCCCCACCAAAACUAGAGCCGCCGCCAUGCCGAAGGCCUCCCCCGAGCAGUUAAGAAAUAAGGAUUCACCCUCACCCAGGAAGUCCAAUGCAUCCCCAAAACACAAAGGGGGAACCAAAGGCCCCGGCUCUGGGAAAAAAGAGAAGAAGGCGUCAGUGUCCUCACCUGUUUUAGAAUCUGCCAGGUCUUCAAAAGGGAGCCACAGUAAAAAGAAAGGGCCCCGUACACCUAGUCCUCCUCCCCCGGUCCCUCUGGACAUCCCUGUUGUGGGGAAGAAACACAAAGGCAAGCACAAAAACAAGGAGAAGUCGGAGGAGAAGCAGAAGGAAGGGAAAGAUCGGGGACGAGAUACGGAAAAACACAAAGAGAAGAAGGAAAAACGCAGGGACCGAUCAGACAGUUCCCACAAGGCCAAGCGGUCAGUGACAUCAGAGGAGCGUUCUGGUAGUGUGUCAUCGCCUUCUAGGGGCACUUCACCCUCCGCCGUGAAGAAAUCCACCUCUCCUAAAGCUUCGUCCCAUAAGACCCCUGCACUGGUCUCCCCUCCUCGCAGGUCUCCCUCUCCUCCACGGCGCCAGCGCACCCCAACUCCUCCCCGCCACCACUCCCGGCACUCUGCGUCCCCUCGUCGGCGCCGCUCGUCCUCUCCCGCCUACCACAGGAGCGCAGCGGCCCAGGCCUCGACCUCCUCCCCUCCGAGCUCCCGGCGCUCCCGAUCGCCUCCCCCCUCCCACGACGUCUCAUCGCCCCACCGGCGAUCUGACAGGUCGAGCCCCGGCAGGCGACACUCCAGGGGCCGCGAGAGGAGCCGCGGGGAAAGGGAGAGGAGUCCGCCUGUACAGGAGCGCAGACAUGAGCGCAGAGAUGACAGCCGCAGCAAGCGAGAGAAGGAAAGCAUCCGCGACGACCGGGACUAUGACUCUGAACAGGUCUCAUCACGGGACACUAGAGAGGACAGGGAGGCAAGAGAGGCCCGCGAGCGACGGGACGCUCGCGAUCGAGGAAGGGAACCAACGCGAGACUCUCGCGACCACCGAGACACCAGGGAUGUAAAGGACUCCAGAGACAGCAGGACAGAGACCCGCUCCAGCCGAGAGUCGCUGGAGAUCCGUGACCGCGAGCGGGAACGAGAGAGGGAGCGGGAGAAAGAGAGGGAGAAGGAGAGAGAGCGGGAAAAGGAGAGAGAGAGGGAGAGGACUGACACCCACAGGAAGGAGGAGCCGGCUCAGGAGGAUAGAAGUUACGGGAGAGGUCAUGGGCGCGAAGAUAGAGCUGAAGGAAGGACGGAGAACAGGACAGACAGAGUUGAGAGGAAUGGAAGAGGGAGAGGGCGGGCUAAUGAAACAUCUGAUAAAGGCUCUAACAGGAACUCCCGGGGUUCCCAACUGGAAAGCAGCCAUGACAACUGGGAGUCACGGAGCAGUGCAGUGCGUGAACGGAGCGCUGAAAGAAGCACAGAUCGCAGCGUUACGGAAAGGAGCUCUGAGAGGGGUUCAGACCGAGACCGCUACGAAGGAGACAGAAGAGGAGAGCCAGCCCGAGACUCCUCCUACGACAGGAGAGGGGGGCAUGGAGAGCGGGACCGCAGAGACAACCGAGACAGAGAUCAAAGAGUAGCCUCCCCAAAUAGACACCAGGGGAGAUCAGAGGAGUCUGAGAGGGAGGAGAGGAGGGAUGACCGCAGGACAGAUAGAGCAGAUGGGAGGCGAGAGGACAGGACCCGUGACCGGGAGAGAGACAGGGAGAGGGAAAGGGAGAGAGAGAAGGAGAAGGACAGGGAGCGAGAGAGGGAGCGGGAGAGGGAAAAGGAGCGAGAGAGGGAGGCCGAGAAGGAGCGGGCCAGGGAGAGAGAGAGGGAAAGGGAGCGUGAAGAGAGGGAGCGGGAGAGGGAGAGGGAAAGGGAGCGCGAAGAGCGGGAGAGGGAGAGGAAGGAGCGAGAAAGGGAGAGGGAGAGAGAGAGGGAGCAGCGGGAGCGAGAGAGGCAGCGGGAAUGGGAGGAGCGAGAGAGAGGAAGGGAGGAAAGGCGGGAGAGGAGAGACGACACCAGGGACGAGCGGUCCAUUCGAGACACCCGGGACGACCGCAAGACGAGCCGUAAGAGGAGCAGGGUGGAGAGCAGCCCGAGCCCCCGACCCUCGCCUAAGCGAGCGACACGGGAAUUCAGUCCAGCGGACAGCGACGGCUACAACAGUGGAGAAGACAAAAGUAGCGACAAGCAUCGUCUGCUGAGCCAGGUGGUGCGGCCUCAGGAGCCCUUGCUGCGUUCUCCGCCGAGAGCCGCUCCAUCCGACGACAAGCCUAGUCACUGGAAGGAUGAGGAGCGCAGAGGAGCCGGGGAUAAAAGGGAAGCACGCAGCCGCCUCGAGGACCUGGAGCCUCGUGGGGAACGAGUCAGGGGAGGCGACAGACGAGGAGAGCACCUUGCAGACCCCCCGACUGACACCCGUAGAGGCAGAGACCAGCGAGAAUCCACGCCGCCGCCUCCACCUCCUCCAGCCCUCGCCGCUGUCAGCGACGACAGAGACACAGCUGGCUCCCAGUCACACGAGGAAGGCAAAAAGAAGACAAAGUCGCAGAGGAAGGGCUCGAAGAAGGGUCGCAAAGAAGAGGAGAUUGCUGCCACCAGCAGUCUGGCUGGUGCAGGAGAUCGUUUCAACCCUGAGCCCCCAGCUGGCGUUUCCACAGAUGCACCGCCACCUUUACUCUCCCCCAGGAAAGGAGCCAAAAAGAAGGCACUUGAGCGAAAGAGGAAACGGUCACGGGGAGGAGAAUCCGAUGUGUCCGAUGAGGACUCAUCAGCCCAUCAGCCACACACUAAGAAGAAAAGAGGUCCACGGACUCCACCGCCCUCGAUGAGGCCCGAUCACCGCGGCACUGGAGGCAACACUGAGCCGUCUCCACUGUCUAAAAUGGACAACUUCAGUGACUGGUCAGAUGAGGAGGUCACAGACCGAGCAGGAGGGCCUCUGGAAACACAAGCUCCCCUGGCUCCUGCCGAGAGGGCUCCUGCCGAGCCUCUUAGGAGAGGUGCUCCCAGGGUGGGCAGGGACAGGGAGCGGUGCAACCCCCCUUCCAUUGCCCCACUGAUCCCCCAGGAUCCUCCGAUACUGCUGCAGACUCUGACCCCGCAGCCCCUCAUGUCCCAGCAGCUGCUCCGCAAACCGCCCCCAGAGCAGACACGCAGCAGCAGCAUGGGAAGCAACCAGAGCCGCACGUCAUCCAGGCGCCUGCGAUCACCCUCCAACGAGUCCGCCCACAGAGAAGAUCCCCAAGGUCCACGAUCCCGCCGGGGCCGACUGCAGGGCACCAACUCUCGGGACCGAGAAAGAGAGCGGGAGAGGGAGAGAGAGCGGGAGAGAGAGCGGGAGAGAGACAGGCCGGUUGUGAAUGAGCCUCCAGGAGCCGAGAGGAAGUCUCGAAUUGACCAGCUGAGGAGAGGAGAGCCCAGCCGCAGCACCUCCUCAGACCGACAAGAUUCACGCAGCCACAGCUCCAGACGCAGCUCCCCUGACUCUGAGAGGCAGGCCAGGUCCCGAGCCGGCUCCUACGACAGCCGAGAGCGGGAGAGAGAGAGGGAGCCAUUUGAGCGGGAGCGAGACCGAAAGGACCUCCGGCCGCCGCCGCAGCAGCAACAGCAGCAGCAGCCGCUGCUUCUCCAGCAGCCCCUACCACAACAGAGAGACUGGGAGCCCGAACCCAGGGACUGGCCCAACAGGGGGGGACGGGAGCCCCUACUGAUGCGUCCUGGCCGCGAACCUCUCUUGAGGGAGCGGGACAUCAGGGACAGGGAACGCUUACUCCCCGAAGGACUCAUCCAGCAGCACGAACGGGAGCGGGAGAGGGAGCGAGAGAGGGAGAGGGAGCGGGACAGGGACGGCCGAGGCGGCGAUCGAGAGAGGGAGAGGAUGAUGAUGAUGGACCUGCUUCCCCACGGUGACCCCAGGGCUCCAGGGCGAGGGGACCUGAGGGGUGAAAUCAGGGGAGACCUACGAGGGGACAUGAUGAGACAGGACAGGAGUGAAUAUGAACCUCUGCUGCCAAGAGAAGCUUUCAGCCCUCCAGAGCCGGAGAAACCGAGCAACAGUCACCACCUGAUGGGAGAGCAACGGGAGCUGGAGAAGACAGACAGCAUCGACGGGGACGAUGACGGGAAAGAAGACGACGGGCAGUCGGUCGCGUCUGUUGGAGAAGAGUAUGAACCGAUCAGUGAUGAUGAGCUGGAUGAAAUUCUGGCGGACAGCCAGAAAAAAGUUGACCAGCAAGACGAUGAGAAAAUUACAGGUCCUCUGGAUGUGAUUGACGUGGACUGGUCCAGCCUGAUGCCCAAACAGAAGCAGGAACCCCGGGCAGCACGGGCAGCGCUGCUCCGGUUCACCCCAGGGGCUGUGCUUCUCCGGGCCGGCAUCUCCAAGCGACUUGCUGGGCCCGAGCUCAUGGAGCAAGUCAAAGAGGUGUGCAAGUCUGAGCUGGACGACCCCAAAGAUGCUGAGAAGCUGUUUGAACAUGAACUGGGGGCCCUGAAUAUGGCAGCCUUGAACAGGCGGGUAGAGAGGGCAGGUUUACUGACCAACCUUGGGCCCUGCUGCAAGGCCCUGUGUGCCCGCAGGGACUUCGCCAUCCGCCGGCAGCUGCUGAAAAACGACAAGGGCCUAACUAAGCAGUACCUCACCACGCCUGUAGUAGACAGCGAUCUGCUUCAGAUGAGCAUGCGUCUCUUCAGAAGGACAAUGGCCGGCCAGGCCUCGGGCCCGGAAAGGUCAGACGGUGGGUCAGCAGCAGCAGCCGAGGUCGCUGCAGCUGGGAGUAGUAAGCUCAGCACAGCGCAGCCUGAGGUGUGUGUGUCCUGAAAGAAUUGGGGCUUACUUGAGUCAAACACAUGAAAGUGAACGCUUCUAAGCCUUUACUACUUACUUUCCCCUGACUCUGUCCGAUUUCAUUACAAUACCUAGCCUUUUUAGUCAUGAGAGGGAAUAAAGAAAAACAAGCAAAAGUGUGAAUCUUACUCAGUUACGCUUUACAUGUUUUGGAUGAUAUGCAAGUGCUGUGCCAUAGACUACUGGACAUUCUAGGCUAUGGAGGUGUGUGAUGAACCAUGUACCAGAAACAUAAAACACACCUGAAAUGACUUCAUGUUUUUUUUUUUUUUUUUUUGUGCAUUAGUGUUUUAGAGCAGCUUUUUAAUUGUCAGUUUCACCUGCCUAACCAAGUUCACAUGACUGUUUUGUUUUCAUAUAUUGUGCAUUUGGUUACUACAACUGUGCAUUAAAAUGGUUAGAUGUUGA